CUAGCUACGGUUUUCUUGGAAUGGCAGAAAAAAUAUGGUGAUGUUUUUCAAUUUUGGUUUGGACCAAUGCCUCUUAUAUGUGUGUGUGGAAUUGAAGAUGUCCAACAUAUAUUUACUCAUCGGCAGAUUUACGAACAAGGCGACUCACAACUGCGUAAACAGAGACUUUUUCAUGAUGCUCUCGUCUGUAAUAUAGGUGUGUAGUAUUUACUUAUUCUAAAAAUUAACCAAAUCAGAAUAAAGUUAGUUCGAAGAUCAACUGAAUAGUAAUAAAGCAAAAUCUCGUAGUAUAAUUUCAUAGUUUAGCCUUAUUGAGUAUGAAUGUAUUUUUCUGACUAUUGUUUUGAUUAUUUUUUUAAGCAACCAUAUAUAGACAUAACAUGUUUUGUUUUCUUUGUUGAUUUAUCAUAGCAGCAAAGCAUAAACGUCAUGCAGCUUUAAGUGGUCCAUUAUUUCGUCGAGCUAAAAUUAUAUCGAAUCUGGAUUUAAUUGUUAAUUGCACUGAUAAAUUGCUUGAACAAUGGCGUUCAAAAUCUGAAGAUCAUCUGUUUGUACAUCUUGACUUAGUUGCCAAAUGUCAAAAUCUUCUACUGGAUAUUUUUGGUUUCAUUGCAUUUGAUUAUGAUCUUGAAUGUUUAGAUUCAAACAAUAUCACCAAAAAAAAUAAGCUUACACAAGCACUGAACGAGUUUAUGGAUAUUUUUGUUGCUGCGAUGCGCAAGCCAAUGUUUAUGAUAAAAUUGUAUUUAGCAUGUAGUUCACGUUAUCGAAAAGUAAUAUCUACCAUUCAUGAAUAUUUUAAUCAAAUGAUUGAACAGGAACAAAGAAAAUCAUCUGAAGACAUCAUUGAAAGAAAGAGAAAAAGUUUGAUUGCAUCACUUGUUGAAUCAUUGUAA
This is a messenger RNA of Rotaria sp. Silwood2, 896 nucleotides long. NCBI's taxonomy places the organism in Eukaryota, Metazoa, Rotifera, Eurotatoria, Philodinida, Philodinidae. The record is from the annotation of a GenBank genome assembly.